This is a messenger RNA of Branchiostoma floridae (Florida lancelet), 1356 nucleotides long. Its product is annotated as melanin-concentrating hormone receptor 1-like. Bases 1 to 1140 code for a protein of 379 amino acids. The record is from RefSeq and is a predicted model, not a curated record. Gene Ontology annotation, cellular component: neuron projection; membrane. Gene Ontology annotation, molecular function: neuropeptide binding; G protein-coupled receptor activity. The transcript has 2 exons. Gene Ontology annotation, biological process: neuropeptide signaling pathway. Lineage: Eukaryota; Metazoa; Chordata; Leptocardii; Amphioxiformes; Branchiostomatidae.
AUGGAAACCGACAUCACGAUUGAAGCGACUUCUUUGUGGAAUGAUUCUGAAGAGUCCAACAUCACACUUUCAAAAUGGCGGCCGGAUCCGGACAAAAGCGGUUUCCUCGGCGCAGUCGCAGUAGUCAUGCCGAUCGUCUUCUACGUCAUCUUUGUGGUGGGAAUUCUGGGAAAUUCCGUGGUGAUGUACGUUAUGAUUCGGCACACCAAGCUCCGCACCCCCUCAGACAUCUUCAUCUUCAACCUCGCCCUCGCCGACGAACUCUUCCUCAUCGGCAUCCCCUUCUUCGCCCAGCAGUUCAUCUCCGACGAGUGGACCUUCGGCUCUGCCAUGUGCAAGAUCGUCUACACCUUAGACAGCAACAACCAGUUUGCUAGCGUUUACAUACUCACCACCAUGAGCAUUGACCGCUACCUCGCCAUCAGCCACCCCUUUCGUUCCAUGUCCUUCCGCACACGUAAGGUGGCAACCUUUACCAACAUUGGCGUAUGGGUUGCCUCUCUUGCUUCGAUCUCCCCCGUCCUAGCCUUCGCACGCCAGAACACCUACCCUAACGGGAUGCGUGUUUGCGAGAUCAGUUUCCCCCAGGCUGACGACAUCUACUGGUUCACCGUCUACCAGUUCGUGCUCGCUUUCGCCCUCCCCGUUAUCAUCAUCACAUUUUGCUACACGAACGUGUUCCGUAAGCUCAGACAAGUGGUGAACCCGUUGGGAGCAUCAAGCGCCGAAAAGAAAACCAAAAAAGUGGCUAAGAUGGUGCUGGUAGUGGUCGUUGUCUUCUUGGUGUGCUGGCUACCAUAUUACGUCAUCGCUUUGGUUAAUAUGCAAAUGAGCUCCGGCCCUUCCUACGCUUUCCUCGUUUCGUACUUUGUCAGUAUCUGCCUCGGCUAUGCCAACAGUUGUAUAAACCCCUUCAUAUAUCUCUCCUUCAGUGCGAAGUUCAGAAAGCAUGCCAUCAACACGCUGUUUUGCAAAGAUUGCAGAAAAACGCGUGUAUUGCCGAUUCACCUUGACGAUGCGAUGUCGCUAAGGAAUCUAAACUUGGGCCGUGGGGCCGUGUAUUACUCCGCGGGGAACGACAGCGUCUUCGGUAGAAGCAGGCCCAUGGUGGCAUUUCCCGCUACUUUCCGAACGGUGUAAAAAGGAAAUCCAAUAUGGCGUAAUCAACACUGCCAUUUCUCAUCGCAUGGUGGCGUUGCGGCAAGCAUGCGGUCCAAAACGUGACUUGAGUCUUUAUACACCCUCUUACCAAUAAUAUGAAUUUAGAUUGCAUUGCAACGCAACCUACUAAACUAAAAAUACGUUUCAUUCCAAAAUAUAUGUCACAAGCAGAUAAAUCGUAAAAACUCGAAAAAA